AAAUCUUAUGUGUAUUAUGUAGGAAAACAAUAUUGGCCUGAUGGGAGUUAUUACCAUGGUGAUUUCAACCUGGAUGUCCGGCAUGGUAAUGGUAAAAUAGUCUGGGCUAAUGGUGAGACAUAUGAAGGAUGUUUUUAUAAAGAUCGUCGUCAUGGUAAUGGGUUAUACACAUGGGCUGAUGGUUCAUAUUUCACAGGAACAUUUCAUAUUGAUAGAAAAGAAGGAUAUGGCAAAUUUACUUUUGCUAAUGGAAAUAUAUUUGAGGGUUUAUAUAAAGAGGAUGAAAGAGAAGGCCCUGGGGUCAUGACCUAUAAAGAUGGCCGACAGGAUGUGGGACUAUGGCAACAAGAAAAGUUAAUCAAAAUAUGUUCUGCUGUUGACGGAGCAUUUACGCUUAAAGAUCACCCAGAAUUUGACUUGAAUACAGACCAUGUGACUUAUCUGGAGAUAGAAGAACCCAAAAAUACAACCCAGAAUUCAGGAUUACUUGAAGACUUAGAAAAUAUAACACCAGACAAAAUCUCCCAUUUUUAUAACGAGACUCUGGAUCCAAGAAGUUAUGCCAUCAAUAAAGAAGAAUUCGAUGAAGUAUUUUUCAAAGAUUUUGAACCAAUUGUUCAAGACGAGAAGAUUAGGGUGAAGAACAGCACGCCAUCUUUGAUUGAGAUUCAGAAACAUGUAAUGAAACAUUCUGGCGGUGAGAAAUGUGUUGGGUUUGAUGUUGCUAAGAUAAUGAAUGGUGAUAGAAGUGAGUUUAAGGAACCAGGACCACUAGAAGAGGCCAGUGACCAGUUUUUAUUGGCUUGUAUAUCAGGACGUUUAACUGAGAUAGAAGAUCUACUACAGGCUGGUAAAGUACAUGUUGAUGCAGCUGAUGUUAAUGGUCAUACAGCCUUAAUUGGAGCUACUGUUGGAUGGCAUAUUGAUAUUAUCAACCUAUUGUUAAACCAUGGAGCUGAUAUUAACAAACUUAACGAUGAAGGUUGCUCCGCCCUGUCUGCUGGUGUUAUAUUUUAUUAUCCAAUCGAAAGCUUUCUAUAUAAUAUUGCAGAAAGAUAUCUAGUGAAACCACCUUUUGAUCUGGAACAAGAUAAGGACUCAAAAGGUUCUCUUUCAAAACGCAAAAAAACAGAGAGUUAUGAAAGACGCAUGAGUCACAUGACUAACUUUAGUGUAUUGAGUUCAACUGGGUCUGAACGGAGACCAGUCUCGCAGCGAAGUGAACCAGAGGAUGUGAUUGAAGGGAAAGAUAGACUAAUUUUACCUCCUAUUUCUAAAGGAGUGAGGAAUUUUUUGGGAGAUGGAGAUGGUUGUGAGAAGAUUGAUGAAUUUGAGUCAAAUAUCAGUGUCCAUAAUUACCAUAUAUCAGUGACCAGAAACCUGCUGGAGAAAUGUGCCACUACUCUGAGUACCAAUGAGAAGAUAGUGAGUAGAGAGAGAAGCAAGGAGAGUUGUAGUGAAGGCAAGGCUAGAUUAUUAGCUAUACAAAUAUCAUUGAGAGGAACAAUGAAACAGACUAUAGAUCUAUUGUUAAGAAGAGGAGCUAAUCCUAAUGCCUCUGGUGUACCAAUGCCUGUGAUAUUUUUCGCUAUCAAGGCUGCUGAUACAAGUAUGGUUAAAACAUUGUUGUCAAAGGGAGCCUCUACAGAUAGUAGACUACCAACAGAUAAAGGAGGUUUAGCUCCCUUACAUAUAGCAUGUGCUAUACCAGGGGAAGAAGGUGUUGAGAUAACAGAAAUGCUGUUAGAGGCAUUAGCUGAUCCUGAUGUACGGGCCGAGCAAGAUGAUUCUUUUCUGAAAAAAGAUUUUGAAGAAGAAUGGUCAAAGGAUGAGAUAUCUGAGUCAAGUAAAAGUAUAUUAGGAGGGAGAACUCCUCUACAGAUAGCAUGUGCUCGAGAUGACAAUUAUAAGCAUGCAUGUAAAGUGGUAAAGUUACUAUUAGACCAUAAAGCUAAUCCUAAUUUACUGUGUAAUGGUUUUUCACCUUUAGCUCUGGCUAUAGCAAGUGGUAAUGAUAUGGCUAUAGAUGAAUUACUGACCUACGGAGCUGACCCUAGUUUACCAUUAACUCAUGGUGUAGGUAGCGCCCUCUGUGUUGCCACAUCUACAGAAUACGAAGAUCGUCGACCAAUACAAUCUAGAAUACAGCUGAUUGAUAAGUUAGUAAAAUGUGGAGGGAAUAUUUUAUCACCGAUAUUAAUAGGACCAAAACGAUUGACUGGUACAGCUGUAGACUAUUCUUAUUAUAUGUUUAACCAGGAUAGAAGAAUUGCACACAUGCCCUAUCACGCCCUGACGCAUGCUGAACGCGAGACAUACAACGCACGACGUAAAUUAUUAGGUCACAUUGGAGACAUAAUGCGUGUUAAAGCCACAGAGAGAGAAAAACAAAGAAUGGAAGAUGAGUUGAGAGAAGGUUUGAAAAGUGCCCCACUUCCUCCAGGGUCACGGGGCAAAGGUAAAGGAGGUCAAGUGUCAUUUGACCCACCAGUGGCUACAGAGACAACCACUCCGUUAUUAAAAUAUUGUUAUGAAUGUGGUAGAUCUGUUGGUGUAAGAUUGUCACCAUGUACUAGGUGUAAAGAAGUCUACUACUGUAGUAAGGCCUGUAAAAUCAAGGCCUGGAAUUCAAGACAUAAAGAUGAAUGUAUUAGAAUUGGAAGUAAGUCGGCCUGA
Molecule: messenger RNA, 2676 nt
Organism: Lottia gigantea (owl limpet)
Lineage: Eukaryota; Metazoa; Mollusca; Gastropoda; Lottiidae
Exons: 13
Molecular function (GO): protein binding
Source: RefSeq, a predicted model, not a curated record